UGAAGCCAUCUGUCAUUUUGACUCACUCAUUUUAACUGGCUGAUCUGCCCUUGUGUGUCGUCUGCAUGUGUAAGGGUGUAUCAGUUGGGAUUCCAGAGACAUCUGAAAUCCACUUAAUUCAAGGUUAAAGUAACCUAGGCACAGAGUGGAAUAUCAUGGACCCUCCAAAGGAUACACCUGGGAACAGAACUACAAACCCCGUGUACAAAGAGGACAGCCUCAGCCAACAAAACAAAACAACAUCAACCCUACUGACCAGCCCAGUGACAAGGCCACUGAGCAAGAACAUUGGAUCCAGGCCAGACUGGCUGCUGUACACUGUCCCUGGUCUUGCUUUUGUACUAGGAAUUGUUUUGUUUCUUUUUGUCCUCAAAACCCACAAGAGAAGGACAGGUGCAUAUUACCACAGGGACAUGAAAGGAUGUUCUUCAGUUAAGCAAACAGAAAGUGAUGAUAUGGCACCCAAAUGUUUGACUACAGCUGACACCCAGUCAUAUGAAAAUGUGUUGGCAGCUAUUUACAGCAACCAAGAGGGAGUGUGUUUCUAUGUACGUGAAGACGAUGACUAUGUCACCCCUGUUGGUGGAGAUGAUGCAGCUGAGAAGUUUGCUCAGACCCCCUCCGAUUCUCUCAAUCUACCAGACACUCUUACAGAAGGAGAAUCUUAUGAGAACAUGGAAGGCCUCUAUGCUCAUCCACGUAAAAGAUUUAACAAGAGUCAGGAGGAGGAUGAAGUUUACUUCGAUCCUGAUGCAGUGGAACAACAAUGCCAAGGAGGGUUACAUUUACCACAGGAGCUAACUGACACUGAUUCAUAUGAGAACAUGGAGCAGAAUUUUGCAGCUCAUCAACAAGACAGUGACGAUUACAUCAAUCCUGACACAGAUAUGGGGCAUUGUUCCAGACUGAUGAGCUGUCCUCUGGAGGGUAGGGACUACUACACUGAAGAUUCCUAUGUUAGCAUGGAAGACAACCUUAUGUCACCUAUGGAGGAUCCGGAGUGGGAUUAAGGGUGUUGCAGAGAUCUCCAUACUAUUCAUGGCUGUGAAUAGAGGGGAGCUCUAGUCCGGUUGAGCUUCAGAAUGGACAGAAUGACAGAAUCCAUAGAUGGAGAUAGUUUUGGAUUGCAUGUUUCAUACUGCUUGUAAGCAUGCAUUUUUGUUUAACGAAAAAAGGGGCAUUAUCGUUUAACAAUUUGCAAAAACAUGGGAGGUAAACCUAAUGUAUGCCAUGUUCAUUGCCCCUCACUUCUUUAAUUGACAAUUGAAAUGCCACAUUCAUACAUACUAGUCUCAAAAAAGAUUACGUUUUAUGUUGGUCUUCUCAUCUUUAGGACUGCAUUUUCCAUUGAUGUAAAAAAAACUGUUACUGUAACAAACUGUGCCUGUUUUCAUUAGAAAUCAACAGCCAGCAGAUACUUGUUGUUUAUGCACUAACAGGAAGUGGUUCAGUUGGUUGAAGCCCAGCCCAUGAGUAUGUGCAGCUGAACAUGUUGCAUACUUAGCAAGUUAUCAGGUUCCUCUUGUAUUCAUAACAUUGUUUGUAUAAAAUGACCACAGUGCAGCUUUGUAAUUAAUGUCACAUAAAGCUAAUUUUUUUUUUAUUGUUCUGAAAUAAAAUGCUAAUUUUAUUUCUGUUUCAGUGUGACAUUCUGUCAAUAUGAUGCCAACUAAACAAAUUUCAAACGAAUCUAAAACUGUCUACCAGUUCAUCAGUUUGCAAUUUAUUUGGACUUCA
Molecule: messenger RNA, 1737 nt
Organism: Clupea harengus (Atlantic herring)
Lineage: Eukaryota; Metazoa; Chordata; Actinopteri; Clupeiformes; Clupeidae
Source: RefSeq, a predicted model, not a curated record